AUGUAUUUAAUUAUUAAUAAACAACGAUUAUUUAAAAAUUUUUCAACACUUGACCAUAAAUAUAAAAUCAAUGAAGAUAAACAAAUUGAUUUGAAUGAUCUUUUAUUGGAAACAGAAAUAUUACAAAAUGAAUUUUAUAAUAUAUUAUUAAUCAUAUCUUUAUCAGAUGAUAAUAAAAAACAAUUAUUAUCUGUUAAAUUGCAAAAUUAUUUAUCAACUUUUAUUGAAAUUAAUUUAUAUUUUAAAAAAUUUGAUCAAUAUUUAUCAAUAAUAACUUGUUUAUCUAAUAAAUCAUCAAUAAUAAUAUCAUCUUCAUUUUUUUCAAAUAAUGAUAUUAAUAAGGAUCAUCCAUGUACACCAGAAGCUGCAAUUGUUGAUGCAAUAUUUAAAAAAAAAACAUGUUGCAUUCAACAGAUAGUUCCAUGCAGUGAUAGUCGAACACCAUUAACAGGUAAACCACGUGCACCUGAUGUAAUCAAUAAUGAAUGGAUUACUGAAUUAAAUUGA
Messenger RNA from Rotaria sordida, 507 nucleotides. NCBI's taxonomy places the organism in Eukaryota, Metazoa, Rotifera, Eurotatoria, Philodinida, Philodinidae. The record is from the annotation of a GenBank genome assembly.